UCAUUCUGUCAUUAUCGAAAAUUAGGAAAACAAUAAUGUAGAAUAGUGAAUGUUUUGAAAUAUAAUUUUAAAAUAUACGGAGAACAUACAAAAAGACUGUUUGGUAUUCACAAUUACAAUAAAUGUGUGUGGCAACAAGAGAUAUAAUGGACUGUAUGUUUGAAGCCUGCUUGGAAGCCACACUGGAGCCAGAUGAUAUUCCAAAAACAAUAGAUCCAGUAUGGAUUCUUGGCAAGAAAUACAAUGCUCUGCAAGAUAUCAACAAAAUAAGGCAAGAUAUCAAUUCAAGAAUUUGGAUAACAUACAGAAAAAAUUUCGUCCCUAUAGGAGGUAAUGAAGGUCUAACAUCAGACAAAGGAUGGGGAUGCAUGUUGAGAUGUGGGCAAAUGGUCCUAGCACAAGCUUUGACAUCACUACAUUUAGGAAGAGAAUGGUUGUGGGAUCCACAAACUCGUGAUUCUACAUAUUUGAAGAUUCUCAACAAAUUCCAGGAGAGGAGACAGGCACCUUAUUCCAUUCAUCAAAUUGCACUCAUGGGAGCUUCAUUAGGAAAAUCUGUAGGGCAGUGGUUUGGCCCCAAUACAGUUGCACAAGUUCUCAAAAAAUUAGUCAAAUAUGAUGAAUGGAGUAGAUUAGCUAUACAUGUAGCUCUAGAUAAUGCCAUAGUUAUCAAUGAAAUAAGAGAGUUAUGUUUAUCAACAACAAAACUAGAUGGUACAAAAAUGACAAAUUCUGAAUGGAAACCUUUACUUCUCAUAGUGCCUUUACGACUUGGACUCACUGAUAUCAAUCCCAUUUAUAUAAGUGGUGUACAGAAAUGUUUUCAAUUUCGGCAAAGUUUAGGUGUUAUUGGCGGAAAACCUAAUGUCGCCUUGUAUUUCAUUGGUUGUGUGGGUAAAGAAGUAAUCUAUUUAGAUCCUCAUAAUACUCAAAAAAGUGGAUUUGUGGAGAAUAAAGAAACUGAGGAGCAAAUUGAGAUGGACUUAACCUAUCAUUGUAAAUAUGCAUCUAGAAUCAAUAUACUCAAAAUGGAUCCUUCAGUAGCUGCGUGUUUUUUCUGUAAAACAGAAGUUGAUUUCAACGACUUCUGCCAGAGAGUGAAAACCGAUUUAAUAGAUCCAGAAAAAGAGCCAAUGUUCGAAGUUUGUUAUAAUAAACCUAAAGAAUGGUCACCAACCUUGGAAAAUGCAAUUGAGGCUGGAACUACAUCAUUUUCAGAUUUGCAGGGCCCAGGUGGUUACCAUUUCGACUCAGAUCAUGAAUUUGAGAUACUUUAAGAGAAGGAACCAGAGUAGAAUAAUUUUUGAUGUAAUUGUCCAAAAUGCCAGAGUUUGAAGUUAAUGAGAAUCUUAAAUUUGAAGAUGUUACAAAGUGCUUGAAUAAAUAAUGUUGAUAUGCAUUUAUUUAUACUGUACAUAAUAUAUUGAAUAUCAACUGAACUUUUGUAUGUAUGUUACAUAUAUAUCUCGCAACUUUUUUAUUUAUAUGAAAAAUAACGUUUAUUUGUUAAUCCUCAACUAUUAAUAAAACGAUUUG
Phaedon cochleariae (mustard beetle) is the source of this 1536-nucleotide messenger RNA. The record is from the annotation of a GenBank genome assembly. Lineage: Eukaryota; Metazoa; Arthropoda; Insecta; Coleoptera; Chrysomelidae.